GUACCAAGGACAAGCUAUAUUUGUUUUGCGCACGCGCGGUUGUGUGUGUCGUAAGUUAGCAUCGCUUUGAAACAUGUCAGAAAAGGGAGAGGUAGAUUUAACUGGUGCCAAGCAGAAUACCGGCGUCUGGCUCGUGAAGGUGCCAAAGUACCUCGCUCAGCAAUGGGCCAAAGCACCAGGAAGAGGAGAGGUCGGCAAAAUCCGAAUUUGCAAAAAAGGAAACCAAGGAAAACCAGAGGUGUCCUUCACUUUGAACGAAGAGCUCACUACCAUCGAAGGUAUCGAAGACAAGACGGUGUCCGCACCUCGCGAUCAUCCUUUUACCAUGCAGUCAGUGGGGGGUCAGAUGCUGGCGGUCUUCACGGAGAGUUCAUCUGGCCAGUCAGAAGAAAGAUCUGAUGGCAGCAGCUCAGGUUCGGGGGCGGCUCCAGAUAAACUAGCCCUGGAAGGAGUGGUGGUGCAGAGAGCAGAAUGCAGACCUGCUGUUAGUGAAAGCUACAUGAAAUUAAAGAGGCUACAAAUCGAAGAGUCCUCCAAACCAGCGAGGUUGUCACAGCAGCUGCUGAAACCCGUCACCACCAACUACAAACCUGUGGCCAUCCACGACUACAACCGUGAAUACGAGAGGAAGAAGAAGGAAGAGGGCAAGCGGGCGAGGUCUGACAAACAGCAGGUGCUGGACAUGUUGUUCUCUGCAUUUGAGAAGCACCAGUACUACAACAUCAAAGACCUGGUGGACAUCACCAAGCAGCCGGUGACGUACCUGAAGGAGAUCCUGCGUGAUAUUGGGAUCUACAAUGUAAAGGGAACACACAAGAACACCUGGGAACUCAAGCCGGAGUACAGACAUUACCAAGCAGAGGAAAAAACUGAUGAAUAAGGGAUUUUUUUCUUUUGAGUUCCCAUUUCUUCACAGCUGCAUUCAGGAUGCGAGGCAACAUGAAGAGGUUUACAUCCCCAUGAUCUUGUUCCUGCACAGAACUACAACGGUGUUUCAUCUGGACAUCUUUUUCUAGACUGCUUUUUAUGUAAUCUGUAAAACUAGUAUUUGGAGUCUGGGUAAUUAACUAUGGAGGAUGUGAGAGACAGGUAAGGAUUCUUAACCAGAUAUGGGGAGGGAGGGUCAAAUCUUCACUGGAGAUUUUAAUUGAUUUAAAGUUUUACACUUCUGUAAUAAAGUUCUCAACAAAC
Fundulus heteroclitus (mummichog) is the source of this 1191-nucleotide messenger RNA. RefSeq names its product general transcription factor IIF, polypeptide 2a (gene gtf2f2a). Lineage: Eukaryota; Metazoa; Chordata; Actinopteri; Cyprinodontiformes; Fundulidae. The transcript has 9 exons. The coding region runs from base 74 to 880 and encodes 268 amino acids. Gene Ontology annotation, biological process: transcription by RNA polymerase II; transcription initiation at RNA polymerase II promoter. Gene Ontology annotation, cellular component: transcription factor TFIIF complex. The record is from RefSeq and is a predicted model, not a curated record.